Molecule: messenger RNA, 3303 nt
Organism: Neurospora tetraspora
Lineage: Eukaryota; Fungi; Ascomycota; Sordariomycetes; Sordariales; Sordariaceae
Exons: 5
Coding region: 1-3303 (1100 amino acids)
Biological process (GO): regulation of DNA-templated transcription
Molecular function (GO): zinc ion binding; DNA-binding transcription factor activity, RNA polymerase II-specific
Source: RefSeq, a predicted model, not a curated record
AUGAAUAUGGAAAUGCGUACGACCCAACGUCCACAAAGCCAUAGACAACAGUCCCUUCACGUUUCACCAACCGAGGUCCCAGCCAACGCAUCUCAAGGCGUCCAAGACCCCGAGCCCCCGGAACAAGGAGGUUUCCCGUUCAAGGAAAUCCCGAAGAUUACCUUUCCAACCGCCAAAGUGGAGGAAUCAAAGAACGAAGCCCUCGACACCACGAGGGCCACUGACAAGGGCAAAGGCCGCGAAACCAUAACACCACCAGCCGAACCCGCUCCCUCGGAAAACAUGUCUACUUCACCCCUUAUGGGCUACUCACCCUUUCAGGGGCAUCACAGUAACCCCGAGCAUGAGCAAGCCGAGUAUGAACACAGCUACGGGCAUGGUCAUCAGCAUGAUCACGCCCACAUCCACAGCCCCCAACAUGGAUAUGCCCCCGAGUCUAUCGGCGGCGACUCGGACUUUGACCAGCACGCUUGGGCUUUCGUCAAUGUCAGCCCCGACACCGGCACUUUGGGCGGGCUUCAGGCCAGCCCUGUCCAGGGUAGUCUAAGCUCUUGGACCAAUGUUGAGGGACAGUUUGGUGGCGGUUUGAGCCCCCUGCCAGCUGCCUUAACUCCAGAUGCCUUGUCUGGCUCGCCGGAAGGUGGUUACCAAUUCUCUGCUGAUGAUCUCUCACACCUCGUCGAAUACGAAUAUACCUUUGACAAUGAGAUCAACUCUCUUCUGUUUCAUGAUUCGCAGUACGAACAAGACAUGGCUGCUGCAGGGCCAUCUGGACAGCCUGCCACCCACCAGAACCAACAACCACAGAACUUCCAGGACGACUUUAACCUCGAAAUUGCCUUGUCCGGCGCUGAUGUCCCACCCUGGGAUCCUCUUUUCGCUGGCGGCCUCGCGCCCGGUUCCAUGGAAGAGAUCCCCUCACUCUUCAACAUGGACGACUUCAACAUCGAGACCGGCGCAGGCGCACUCAGCUCCAGCCCCCCAGAGAGUAUCAACAGCCACACCUUGAGCCAUCACUCCGUCCCCGAGAAUGCUGCUCACCUAUCCGUCCCAGUCCAGCAGCCAUACCCGGCUCCCUCCGUCCCCGUUCCGGGCCCCUCCUCAUCUUCGCACGCGACCUCCAAGCCCAUUGCCAUCCAUAAGACCCGUGGCAAUGCUCGCGUCCAGAAGAAGAAGGCUUCGCCCAGCCCAUCCGCAGUCUCCUUCACCACCAUAUCCUCUACCGCGGCGGUCGUGAACUUCUCCGGUGAAAACAAAUUCGUCGUCAUCACGCCCCAGUCCAUCAGCCAGAACGCUGCUAAGGGCAGCAGCGCGGCCUUGUUCGGCGGUAAGGACGCCGAGGGAAGCAACCGCACCACCCUCAGGGGCCGCAAGGGUCCUCUGGCCAUCUCGACCGCCAUUUCCGCCUUGCAGGUCCGCCGCAUAGGCGCCUGCUUCUGCUGCCACGCUCGUAAGGUGUCGUGCGAGGAGACGCGCCCGUGCCGGCGGUGCGAGAAGCUGAAGCUCACCGUGCCUGAGGUGAUUUGCUGGCAGUUCAGCGACUUCACCGAGGUCAUUUUUCCGGGAUGGCUGAAAGCGCACCUGAAGCGGGAAGGCGCUAAGGGAGCGGAGGAGUACGUACGGGGAAACGUCGCCUCUUUCUUGGUGCGCUUCCGGGAGGAUGAGGAGGAGUCCGAGAAACCGAUCAAGUUGCGUCUGACUCUCGGUCGUGGCUUCAACAAGGAUGCUAUGCUCACCGUGUUUGCCAAGUUCUUCACUCCCACCCCCGACGCCCCCGACGCCACGAGGUGGUAUACCACGCGCGAACACCCGGACGGCCACGGGAUCGUCCUCGAAGAGAGCCCGGCGACGCCGAUCGCGCUGCCGUACGGCUGGCUCGACCAGCGCGAAGAGCUGCGUCGCCACCUGCGCCAGUUUCACGAGGGUCUCUACAACGAAGACAAAUGGGCUUACCUCCUCACGCAAUCGUGCGAGCAUACUACAGAAAUCCCCACGCGGGUGCUUCCCAUUCUUCGACGAUACGCCAACGAGUCGCGCAACGUCAUGGUCAAGCGCGCGCUGCAGAUCCUGACCAUGAACUACACCAUGUCUUACCACCUGCACCUGGACCCGGAUUCCGUGCACGCUAUUGAGGUCGCGGGGUAUCGGGUGCCCGAGGGCUUGGACAGGAAGGUCCUGACGGCCAGGGUGCUGAACAGGCAGCUGAAAGCCGUCACAAACGACAUGGUUGAGCGUGAGGUGAGGAGGCUGUUUGAGGACUUCAGCAAGGCGCUGAAGCCAAGAUCCCGCAAGGAGUGGGCGGGCUGCUUUGCGGCGUUCGCGGCGCUGAGCGUGUUUUUGGAGUAUAAGGAGGCGCAGGCGGAUGCGUAUGUGAAUGAGGUGAAGAAGAGGGAUUGGUUGUACAAGGUCCAGCAAUGGCAGCAACAGCAGCAGCAGCAUCAGCAUCAGCAUCAGCAACAGGAAGCGGAGAAUGUUAUGGGCAGGAAAGAGGGGGGUGUCGAGGAUGUUGGGGGGGAGAUUGAGCAGGGGAUGGAUAAGUUGAAGUUGGACUUUUCUCGGAAACAAGCCUGGGAUACGCUCGAGGCGAUCGACAACUUGCCGUUCAAGCAGUUCAUGUACCAGUUCCACCAGAUUUAUCAGACGCAUCCGUCGACGGCGAAAGACGGGAAGGCGUUCAACCCGUUUGUGGAUGAUGAGGCGUUGGAGAGCUUGAGGGAGUUCCCGGAUGGAGAGGCGGCGAUCUAUAUGGUGAAGACGUUCAGGGACCGGUUCUUUGAUGUUUCGGAUGUUCGCCACGAACUCGACUUCCUAACCUUCGACCCCAGCGGUCCUCCCAGAGAGAACGUUGACCCUUUCACCGAUCCCGCCAACAAAAACAAGACUUCCGUCUUCCAUCUCUUUACCGGUCGCCUUCUCUCCAAGUUCUUGCUGUCCUUCAUCGACGAGAGGAUGAUCAUGGGAUCUACCGGAUUUACCGGCGGUGGUGUUAAUGGAGGAAACGAAGACGUUAUCGCCGCUGCGGACGUCGACAGCACCAACAGGGGAGAGAGCAACUAUGAGAGCGGAGACGAGAUCAGCCCCGAGGUCAACAACGACGGUAGCCAGGACAAUGACGACAACAGCGACAACGACAGCAACACCGGCGGCAAUUUCUUCAUCAUCGACUUUGACCAACUCGAGGACAACGACAAUGACGAAACCAGAGAGGUGAUCGGCGAGGCCGGCUCUUUCCGCGUGUUUCUCAAAGCCAUCCUGCUACCCAGUCUCUUUGCUUUCCUGGGCGGUUUCUCCAGCGGGUGUUGA